Messenger RNA from Penicillium cosmopolitanum, 816 nucleotides. RefSeq lists its product as uncharacterized. The record is from RefSeq and is a predicted model, not a curated record. The transcript has 3 exons. Bases 1 to 816 code for a protein of 271 amino acids. Lineage: Eukaryota; Fungi; Ascomycota; Eurotiomycetes; Eurotiales; Aspergillaceae.
AUGGAUGCCUUCGAGAGAACCAUCGCUGCCCUGCAGUUACCGGAUCUUGAACCUAUUACAUUCAAAUACUCUCAUGAUAGCUCCAACGAUCCCUCCCUCGCUCACGACGCUGGUAAACCCGAAGAUAUUCACGGUGGUGGUGAGGGAAAUCUCCGGGACUUCAUUUGGAACUCGCAUUCAUGCAUUCCAAGUCGAUCUGAGGAUGUGGAGUCAACCGAUUCGUUAACACCCAUUGACCACAUUGUCGUUGUCCUUCGAGAUGAUGUGGACGCCCGCCGUUUACCCCGAGUCCCGCCUCCGGAAUUCCGCGUCAUGUACGUUCCAGACCCCCGAGUCUCGUUUGUGAUGGUCUUCUCGGAGGCGGAGUUCCAGCUAUGGAAGUUGACGCCUGACUUCCCCACACUCUACCCGUAUGAAUCCUCCGGGACCGACUUCAGCGGAGAGAGGGAGGACCUGAAGAAGGCGGAGGAUGAAAGGAAAAAGCAGGAUGUUCUGAACGCUUUUGAUGUUAAGGAUACACCUACCAGCCUUCCUGAUCUCGACAUACCUGUGAAUACUCCCCUUCAAACUGCGACUCAGCGCGCCUUUGAGAUUUUUCGACGAAUUACUUUGCAGCAAGUUUUGCGACAAACGGGAUUCGAAGAUGGAAUUGGAAAUGGAAAUGAGAAUGGACUUGUUCAAGAUCAUACGGGCGAUAAGAUCAAGGGUGCUGCGCGCGACAGUAUCACUACAGAGGGCGAUACAAACGCAAACAAUCCUGUCGGUGAAGAGAGUGCGAGUGCUGCUGAUCUUCCCCUUUGUCAAUGGCAGGUCUGA